Molecule: messenger RNA, 1725 nt
Organism: Stegastes partitus (bicolor damselfish)
Lineage: Eukaryota; Metazoa; Chordata; Actinopteri; Pomacentridae
Product: ADAMTS-like protein 2
Exons: 11
Biological process (GO): extracellular matrix organization
Cellular component (GO): extracellular matrix
Source: RefSeq, a predicted model, not a curated record
AUGAGGCUGUGGUCAUGGCAGCAGUGUGGGGAGAUCGCUGUGGUUCUUCUGGGCUUCCUGACGUUGGUGGUGUCUGUGGGGAAUCUGUCCACCAGAGGACUGCAGGAGGAGGGCGUGGCCUCCAACAGUCUGGAGGAGGAGCUGGAGGUGACCACCUACUGGUGGGGGGAGUGGGCCAAGUGGACGGCCUGCACUCGGACCUGUGGAGGAGGAGUCAUGUCUCAGGAGAGACACUGUCUCAAGCAGAGAAAGAAAGUUGCUGCUGGGAAGGACAACAUGACCUGUACAGGAACUCCCAAGAAAUAUCAUCUCUGCAACACUAAAGACUGUCCGGCCACCGGGAGGAGCUUCAGGGAGGAGCAGUGCUGGUCCUUUAACUCGCAGCUGUACAAUGGGAGGAACUACCAGUGGAAGUCUCUCUAUCCUGACGACUACGUCCACAUCUCCAGCAACCCCUGCGACCUCCACUGCACCACCGCCGACGGCCAGAGGCAGCUGAUGGUGACGGCCCGAGACGGGACUUCCUGCAAGUACAGCAGCUACCGAGGCGUCUGCGUGGACGGUAAGUGUGAGCCCAUCGGAUGCGACGGCGUUCUCUUCUCCUCCAACACUCUGGACAAGUGUGGAGUCUGUCAGGGCGACGGCAGCAGCUGCAGCAGGGUCACCGGAAACUUCCGGCGCGGAGCCACGACUCUGGGUUAUUCGUUCAUCACUCAAAUCCCUGAAGGGUCCUGGGACAUCCAGAUCAUCGAGAGGAAGAAAUCGGCCGAUGUUUUAGCCGUCACUGACCAGGCAGGAAACUUCUUCUUCAACGGCGCCUACAAGGUGGACAGUCCCCAGAACUUCCACGCAGCCGGAACCGUCUUCAAGUACCGCCGACCCAUGGACGUGUACGAGACCGGGAUCGAGUACAUCGUCGCCAAAGGCCCCAUCGACCAGGCCAUCAACAUCCUGGUGUGGAACCAGAACGGUCGGACCCCCUACAUCACCUACGAGUACACCGUCCUCAGAGACUCCCUGCCGCCGGUGCCCCCUCCCCCGGUCUACACCGGGUCGGACACCUCGGCCGGGGAGGUCUCCGUGGAGGUGGGAGGCUUGCUGGCUCCCAACAGCAGCGUUUACGACCAGGUGGCUCCCGGGGGUCAGCUGGACGCCGGAGGUAGCGACGGCCAGAAGGGCCAGGAGACCAACGAGGUGUACGAGGAGACGGCGGCCAUCGACUGUGACCAGGACGGAGCGGCUGCACCCAAAUUCACAGGAAACAGCAGCCACGCAGGCAGCACCGCCAAGCCUGCCCCCGACGGUGGCGCUCUGGAUCCAGGCCCAGAUUCACCCAACCUCAUCUGGAGGGUUCUGCUGGACGGUCGGAUCGGCCCGGACGAGCUGCUGAUCAACAUCUCCACCAACCAGCUGCUGACGGAGGGCGACGGACUGUUCUCGUCCGAGGUGGGACCGGCGGAGGUGGGCAGCCUGGAGCGGGGAGGUCCGUUCGACCUAAACGAGACGAUGGCGUUCACGCUGGGGAACAAGCGCAACGACAGCGGAGACAACGUCAACCAGAACAAGACGGUGCAGGGCGGAGGGAGGACAUCAGGCCGCUCCAACAGAACCAGGGGCAACCAGAGACUUUACCAGAAGAACCUGAAGCUGAGCGCUGCCGACAUGUAUCGCUGGAAGCUGUCGUCCCAGGAGCCCUGCAGCAUGACCUGCUCUAUAGGUGCCCGA